Molecule: messenger RNA, 1415 nt
Organism: Habropoda laboriosa
Lineage: Eukaryota; Metazoa; Arthropoda; Insecta; Hymenoptera; Apidae
Gene: Dronc
Product: caspase-6-like
Exons: 6
Coding region: 108-1415 (435 amino acids)
Biological process (GO): regulation of apoptotic process; proteolysis
Molecular function (GO): cysteine-type endopeptidase activity
Source: RefSeq, a predicted model, not a curated record
UCUACAUAUCACACAGAAAGAUGUUCUUUAAAUGGUAGAUAAGAUCGUGAUAGUUAAUUGACCGAUUUCGUUAAAAGAUAUGGGACUAGUCUUUGUUAUUCCUUAACAUGAAUCAGAAACAUCGAGAGACGUUGGAUUCAUGUUACAUGGACAUUGUACCUCGAAUAAAUAUAAUCAAAUUAUUGCCAAAACUCCUAGAACACAAAAUUUUCAACAGAGAUGACGUGAAUGUACCUCGGUGGAAGAAAAAUCUUACAGAUGAAACAACUGUACGAGACAUAUAUUUCACUAUUAAAACACGAGGUCCAUUCGCGUUCGAUCGCUUCCUCGCCAGCUUAAGGGAAAGUGAUCAUGAAGAAUUAGCAGAUAUUUUGGAAGGCAGAAACAUUCUAUUCCCUAGCAAUGAUGUACAAAGAAGUAUUGAACAAAACAGUGUUACUCAUCGAGACAAUGGGGAGGAAACAAAUUUUAUUGCACCCAUAGGAGUGACCCAAGAUGACUUCUAUCACAAUAUGCAACAAUCGGAGACACCUUUAAAGAUUCAAGUACGAAAAGCUACAAAUUUUUUGGAUGGACCUGUGUAUGAAAAUGUUGAAAGAUACCCAAUGCGAAGGAAACCUCGCGGAUUGGUUCUAAUAAUUACAAAUAUCCACUAUAAAUACUAUGGCCAAGUACAUAGAAGUUCAGCUGCACAUGAUGAAUCCAAUCUGAAAGAACUCUUUGAACAAAUGGGUUUCCAAGUUAUUUCCUACUUUGAUCUUUGUUUGAAGGAAUUAUUGGAAAAAGUGAAAGAAUUUUCUCAAUCUAAACAAUUACGUAAGGUUGAUUCUUGCUUUGUUAUCAUCAGCAGUCAUGGUACUGUUAAUGUCCAAUAUGAAGUUACUGAAAUAGAAGGUGUGGAUUAUAGUCCUGAAAGUAAACUGCAGAGUUAUACAAGUGUUUUGUGCACGGAUAUUUUGGACUGUUUUAUAGCGGAAUCUUGUCCUCAUCUUGCAGGCAAACCAAAGAUUUUUAUUUUUCAAUUAUGUAGGGGAGAGAAGAUACAGAAAUCAAUUAAAGGACCUAGACAUACCACGGAUACGUCCAAUUUUCAUUCGUCCAAUGAAAUGAUCAAUCACAAAAUUAUUCGAAAGGAGACAAUUAGAAAUUACGAAGACAUGCUUGUUGCGCACGCCACUCUUCCCGGACAUGUUGCUUUCCGGGAUAAAAUAACUGGCAGUUGGUUUAUACAAAUUUUGUGCGAAGUAUUCAUGAAUUAUGCGUAUAAAACUCACCUCGAAGACUUACUAAAUAUGGUUGAUGUAAGGUUAAAAAUACAGAGAACGACUAAAGAGGAAUGUCAAACAUUGGUGGUAACAUCAAUAGGAUUCAAUAAACAUUGUUAUCUCAAUCCUGGUCUGUUCGAAGAAACAUGA